AUGGAGAGUUUAAGAGAUUUUCUGAAUAUUUUAUGAGAUGGCCACAUAUGAGUAAUAGCAAAAAACAGUUUUCUUCAAAAGCUUAUAAAACAAAAGCUUAAUUUAUUUCAUCAAUGUCAAGAUACUGCUAUGAAUAUUAAGGCUCUAGCAUUUUUUAGCAUUAUAGAAUUAUUAAAACAAAUUAGUCUUUCUGAAGUGUUUUGAAGAUUUUAA
Messenger RNA from Blepharisma stoltei, 213 nucleotides. The record is from the annotation of a GenBank genome assembly. Lineage: Eukaryota; Ciliophora; Heterotrichea; Heterotrichida; Blepharismidae.